Bufo bufo (common toad) is the source of this 717-nucleotide messenger RNA. Its product is annotated as secreted RxLR effector protein 161-like. The record is from RefSeq and is a predicted model, not a curated record. Lineage: Eukaryota; Metazoa; Chordata; Amphibia; Anura; Bufonidae.
AUGCAAGAUGGAAAGGAAGCAAGAACACCAAUGGAACCAGAUUAUCCGAAAAGCAAUGAAACAGAAAACGUGUUACCUAACAAUGAUUAUUAUCGCAGGGCAAUCGGAAAAUUUCUAUACAUCGCCACCGUGACAAGACCAGACAUCGCCGUAGCAGUGGGAAUAAUUUGCAGGAAAGUCGCAACACUGUGUCAACGCGACUGGAACGCAGUAAAAAGGGUAAUGCAGUACUUAAAGGGAACAAAUCGGAUGAAGCUGUGACUUCCAGCAUCGUCAAACCCAAAACUGAUUGCAUAUGUGGACGCCCAUUGGGCUGGAGACACCACUGACCGCAAAUCUACAAGUGGUUACAUCUUCCAGUAUGGACAAGGAACCAUAAGCUGGUCUAGUCGGAAACAAGUGACUGUUGCACUCUCUUCAACUGAAGCGAAAUACAUAGCAGCAGCACAUGCAUGUCAAGAAGCCAUUUGGAUUCGUCAACUUCUACCAGACAUGGGACUGAAUAUGUCACAACCCACACCCAUCUUUGAAGACAAUCAGGGAUGCAUAAAGCUUACACACUCUGAGAAGAUUAACCCAAGAACCAAGCACAUUGAUGUAAGAUACCAUCUGCUCAGGGACAUGCAAGAACAAGGAGUUAUCGACAUCCAAUACUGUCCAUCAGAGGAGAUGACUGCAGACACACUCACCAAACCUUUGCCAAGGGUAACGUCAUAG